AUGCUUAGCUGCUUAAACCCCUUAAAGAAAGCUAUUAAUGAUAAAGUUGCGUGGCGCGAGACAGAGCCAACCAUAAUAAAAGUUAUCAAAGAGAUAUUUUUAUGGCUGGUUUAUUUAGGAUUGUUUGGCUAUUUAGUUACAUUGUUUUAUAAACUAGUAAACGAUAAACCAUUGCAAAUUAUUACCUCCGACUAUAAGUCAGAAAUUAAACCACCACAGAUCCUGUUUUAUGCCCCUUUUGAAUUUGAAGUAGAUUGUACCUUCUUAUAUGUGGCAUAUGGGAACGAAACCAGACCAAACUCCAAUUGUUCAACUAACCUAUCGGACAUAAAAUUUAAUCCAGAAUCGAAUGAGUACAAUGUGGCGUUUUACACAUACAACGAUAAUGAUAACUUCUCUAACUUCAUUGAUGGGCUCAGGUUGAUUGAGUUUAAUCUCUUAUUAACUAAUUCUUCGAAAGGUUCCAUUAAACCUGAUGCGCUCUUGUAUGCUGACUUGUUUGAUCAUGAUUCGAAUUUGGGAGUUAGUAAAAAGAAUAUAAUCAAUUACGAUCUGUUUGAGCAGCUUUAUAAACAGAAUGAGUAUUUUCUUUCUCCACACCAGCUCCUAGGCUUGGUUAGUGCUUUUGGUGGAAUGGGUCGAAUAAAACCAUGGGGUAUCUGCCAAAACUGCUUCAAAAUCAGAGGGCCAGUUCAAAAAAAGCUAAUUACAACACUUGGCCCAAAAAUACCGACUGUCCCUGAUGAUGACCCAAAACUACCAACUGUCGCUGGUGAUGACGAAAAAACGUCAGUUUCUGUGGAAGAUAGACUCGACAAAUUAGAAUGGCUCUUACGUGAAUAUAUUCUAGACAAUUC
Molecule: messenger RNA, 857 nt
Organism: Ambispora gerdemannii
Lineage: Eukaryota; Fungi; Glomeromycota; Glomeromycetes; Archaeosporales; Ambisporaceae
Source: the annotation of a GenBank genome assembly